Messenger RNA from Zonotrichia albicollis (white-throated sparrow), 2515 nucleotides. The record is from RefSeq and is a predicted model, not a curated record. Lineage: Eukaryota; Metazoa; Chordata; Aves; Passeriformes; Passerellidae.
CGGACAUGGACACGGACAUGGGCACAGGAUCUCCCUCUGCUCCUCGACACAACUGAGCCUGCACUGGCCCCAAAGACCCGACACCUCUGGUCUAGGCCAUGUGAGAGCUGAGCUGGGAUGGAGCAUGACUCACACACCCCCUGGGAAUUCAAUGGCUCCUUCCAUCAGCCUUCAGCUUUCCUCAUGAUGGGCAUCCCGGGCCUGGAGGCCCUCCACCCCUGGAUCUCCAUCCCCUUCUGUGCCCUGUACCUCUCUGCUCUGCUGGGGAACUGCGUGAUCCUGUUCAUCAUCAGGAGGACCCCGCGCCUGCACGAGCCCAUGUACUAUUUCCUGUGCAUGCUGGCCCUCACGGACCUGGGGCUGGCCCUGUGCACCCUGCCCACCACGCUGGGCCUCUUCUGGUUCGGCGCGCGCCGCAUCGGCUUCGACGCCUGCCUCGCGCAGAUGUACUUCAUCCACAUCCUGUCCUUCAUCGAGUCCUCCGUGCUGCUGGCCAUGGCCUUCGACCGCUUCAUGGCCAUCUCGCACCCGCUGCGGCACGCAGCCAUCCUCACCAGGAGCACCGUGCUCAAGAUAGGCCUGGCCAUCGUGCUCAGGGGCGUGCUCUCGCUGCUGCCCAUCCCCUUCCUGCUCCGGAGGCUGACCUACUGCGGCAGGACCGAGCUGUCCCACUCCUUCUGCUUCCACCCCGACAUCAUGAACCUGGCCUGCGCCGACAUCAAGGUCAACGUCUUCUACGGCAUGAUCGUCCUCCUGUCCACCGUGGGCACGGACUUCAUCUUCAUCGUGCUCUCCUACAUCCUCAUCAUCAGGACCGUGCUCAGCCUCACCACCAGGGAGGAGUGCCUGAAGGCCCUGAACACCUGCGUGUCCCACAUCUGUGCUGUGCUCGUGUUCUUCAUCCCCAUGAUCGGGCUGUCCAUGAUCCAUCGCUUCGGGAAGAACGUCCCUCCCCUGGUGAACACCUUGGUGGCCUACACCUACCUCGUCAUCCCCCCUGCCCUCAACCCCGUCAUCUACAGCAUCAAAUCCACCCACAUCCGGGAGGCCCUGCUCAGGGCCCUGUGCAGGAAGCGGGGCUCUCACUGGUACCAUCACCCAUGUGUUCAGAGUGCCGUGCCCAUCCCCACAUUUCAAGUAUUUNGCCUGUCGCACUCCUUCUGCCUGCACCAGGACGUGAUGAACCUGGCCUGCGCCAACACCACCCCCAGCGUGGUGUACGGGCUCACCGCCAUCCUGCUGGUCAUGGGGCUGGACGCCGUGCUCAUCUGCCUCUCCUACCUGCUCAUCCUCAGGGCCGUGCUGCGCCUGGCGGCCUGGAGGGAGCGGCUCAAGGUGUUCGGCACCUGCGUCGCCCACAUCUGCGUGGUGCUGGCCUUCUAUGUGCCCCUGAUUGGGCUCUCCGUGGUGCACAGGUUCGGCAAGGACCUGGCGCCGCUGGUCCACAUCAUCAUGGGCAACGUCUACAUCCUGGUGCCCGCUGUGCUCAACCCCAUCAUCUACGGGGUGAGGAGCAAGCAGAUCCAGAGGACGAUCCUGAGCUUGAUCCGCGUCACCAACAGAGCUCCCCGGUGACCCGAGCCCAGCCGCUGCCCUGUGUCCCCACCCUGGCUCACCGGGUUUUACAUCAGAGCCUUUGGUGCCAGACGGUCCUCUCCGUGUGCUCUGAGGGGCGGCCACCAGGCUUGUAAACUCCUCCCAAGAGUGUUGGCCCUCACCAGACUCAGAGAGAAAUUACUGCAAUGAUCUAAACCCAAUCCCAGUCUCACCAAACUCACAGAGAAAUUACUGCAAUGAUUAAAUCUAAUCCCUAUCACACCAAACUCAGAGACAAAUGACUGCAAUGAUCUAAACCAAAUCCCAACCUCACCAAACUCAGAGUAAUGACUGCAGUGAUUUAAAUCCAAUCCCACUCUAACCAAACUCAGAGAGAAAUGACUGCAAUGAUUUAAAUCCAAUCCCACCCUCACCAAACUCAGAGAGAAAUGGCUGCAAUGAUCUAAACCUAAUUCCAAUCUCACCAAACUCAGAGAAAUUACUGCAAUGAUCUAAACCCGAUCCCAACCUCACCAAACUCACAGAGAAAUGAUUGCAAUGAUCAAAAGCAAUCCCAGUCUCACCAAACUCAGAGAGAAAUGGUUGCAAUGAUCUAAACCUAAUUCCAAUCUCACCAAACUCGGAGAAAUUACUGCAAUGAUCUAAACCCAAUCCCACUCUCACCAAACUCACAGAGAAAUGGCUGCAAUGAUUAAAUCCAAUCCCUAUCACACCAAACUGAGAGAAAUGACUGCAAUGUUCUAAAGCAAUCCCAGUCUCACCAAACUCACAGAGAAAUUACUGCAAUGAUCUAAACCAAAUCCCAGUCUCACCACACUCAGAGAGAAAUGGCUGCGAUGAUCUAAACCCAGUCCCACUCUCACCAAACUCACAGAGAAAUGACUGCAACGAUCUGAACCCAAUCCCAACCUCACCAAACUCACAGAGAAAUGAUUGCAAUGAUCUAAACCCAAUCCCA